Messenger RNA from Cheilinus undulatus (humphead wrasse), 935 nucleotides. Its product is annotated as scavenger receptor cysteine-rich type 1 protein M130-like. NCBI's taxonomy places the organism in Eukaryota, Metazoa, Chordata, Actinopteri, Labriformes, Labridae. The transcript is spliced from 6 exons. The annotation marks the transcript as partial. The record is from RefSeq and is a predicted model, not a curated record. Gene Ontology annotation, cellular component: membrane.
ACUCUGUCAGACUGGUCAACAGCACUGGUCUGUGUUCAGGCAGACUGGAGGUGAAGUCUGAGCAGCGCUGGUCCCCAGUGUGUGAGGAUGACUUGGACCUGCAGGGUGCUCAGGUGGUCUGCAGGGAGCUGGGCUGUGGGGCUCCUUCAGUCUUCAAGGGGGGAAUGUUUGGAGGAGUGGAGGCUCCGUUCUGGACCAGAGACUUCCAGUGUAAAGGUAACGAGUCUGCUCUCCUGGACUGUGGAGGAUCUGGCUCAGCUAGAAACACGUGCUCACCUGAUCCAGAUCAUAUCAGGCUGGUGGGAGAGCCCAGCCAGUGUGCAGGAACACUGGAGAUGAAACACCUGGAAGAGUGGAGACCUUUGGUAGAGAAGGGUUCUGGCUGGGACCAGAGAGGUUCCUGUGUCCAGACAACGUCUUCUCUAUUGGAGUGUGUACAUCAUGGAUCUUAUUAUAACGGCGGGGGCUUUGAGGUGAUCUGCUCAGAUUUGCUUGAAAAGCCAAACAUCACCUUCUCCUUCUCUACUGACGGGGUCUCUGAGGCCAUGCCGCAGGGCUACCAGGCCCUCAUUGGCACUAGCUUCAACAUCACAUGCUCCAUCAGACCUCAGUAUGAAGGAGGAGAUUUCCAGCUCAUCUUCUCUGACUCCAUCACAACACAGAGCUACACCCAGACAGCUGUCAACCAUUCUGCCCACUUCCUGUUUCCUCCUGCAAAGCAGAGCCACAGAGGGCAGUACAGCUGUGUUUAUCACCUCCAUGUUCUCUCCCAGAACUUCUCCUCAGAGAGCCAGACUCUUUCUCUCGCUGUUGGAGCCUCUCUGAGAGACCUGAUCAUCAGAUGUGUGGUCCUGCUUGGCGGUCUGCUGAUAUACGACACUGCCCUCUACUGCUGCUAUAAGGUCAAAACCAGACAGAUCCCCAGGGACUACUGA